Messenger RNA from Pocillopora damicornis (cauliflower coral), 1042 nucleotides. RefSeq lists its product as uncharacterized. The record is from RefSeq and is a predicted model, not a curated record. Gene Ontology annotation, molecular function: protein binding. NCBI's taxonomy places the organism in Eukaryota, Metazoa, Cnidaria, Anthozoa, Scleractinia, Pocilloporidae.
ACUGAUACCUAUGGAAAUAUGGAUGAUAGCUUUAAACUAGUUCUCAAGUUACAAACUCCUCUUGGAGGGUUUCAGAGUAUUUUGUUUCCUGCAUCGCAUCUGAUCAUUUUUGGCAUUCUACAAAGCUAUCAUGCCAAUGAGAGAUUUGACUUCAACUGUGAUCCCAAACCCAGUGAUUUUAUCAGACAACUUUGCUAUGACAACUACAUUUCCACAGUUACCAAGCCUCAUGGGUUAAUACCUCGGAACGUUGUUGCCAUAACCUUCAGUGCUUUGUGUGCAUGCUGGAUCGGCUUUGCAAUUUAUGGUGUUGUGACCCUUCGAAAAAGACCAGGAUGCAAGGAAAAAAAUACAAAGAAAUUUCUUCGCGCCUACUUCAUCCAUGUAUUCUUUCGAAUAUUUUUCCUGGGUGUUAUGUUAGGGCUGGUCUGCAGUUACCAGACAAUUUUUUUACCUUCGGUUUUUAAGUGUGGUGUUAAUGAGACCUUGCAGACCAACAGUCAAACCACGCCAAGUCCACUCAACCAGACAAAAUUAAAACUGCAAUGUAAUGAUCGUCAUCACGAGGAGAAAUCAAACCUAAACAUAGCUGUUAUCUCUGUCGAUGCCUUCUUUAUGGUGCUCAGUAUAUUGGAAGUCCUGCACUUGUACCGUAUCAGGGAAAACUAUGUGCAAAAGUUGUUAGGAAACCUUGAAGACUUUGAGGUUCAAGAGUUACUGCAAAGUAAGUAAAUAUGUUAUAGUUUAAUUGCUAGCAAAUUACCAUAGGCAAAACACUGGUGCAGAAAUGUUAGUUAGCGAUAUAAUUAUGGCAAUGACUAAACCAAAGAAAGAGAUUUAGCAUGAGCAUAUGGGAGACAACCCAAAAAAAUUUAUAGGAAGGGAGGGGGAAGUGUUUGUUUAUAUAUUGCACUUCAUAAUUCUCAACAACCUAUUUGUGAGAGAGUCUUAUUGGUACUGUUUGGUUCACGUGGUCAAAUUCCAUUACUGAGAGACCAAAUGACGGUAAAAAAAGCAACAACUGGCGCUUGUCAAUAUUCCA